AUGCUCAGCAUAGGAGAGGCCGGCAGCACUGCGGUGGUCAAUGUCGCUAGAGGAGAGAGGGAUCGGAAGGCAGAGGAGUCGGUCGACUCUUGCUCAAGCACCGGCAAGGAGGGAGAAAGGAAAUGCGUCAAGGAGAAACAGCUGUCGGGGAAAGAAGAAAUGGCCGCCGGGCUCUUCCAAUGUACAUCGGGAUAUAAAACAAACAAUGUAAAGCCGACUUCAAGAGUACAUAAACUAAGUCGUAAAGUCUUUCCCGAUGACUUCAUAUUUGGCACCGCUGCAUCUGCUUAUCAAGUUGAAGGGGAAGCACUCAAAGGUGGACGGGGACCUAGCAUUUGGGAUGAAUUUGUAAAAAUUCCAGGUUUAAUCCCAUAUAAUGCAACUGGUGAUGUUACCGUUGAUGAGUAUCAUCAUUUCAAGGAAGAUAUUGAUAUUAUGAAGGAGUACAAUUUUGAUGCUUAUCGAUUCUCAAUCUCUUGGAGUAGAAUUUUCCCAAAUGGAACGGGAGAUAUUAAUUGGGAAGGUGUAGAUUAUUAUAAUAGGCUAAUUGACCGUUUAAUACUCAAAGGUAUUACUCCAUAUGUCAAUCUCUAUCACUACGAUCUUCCAUUAACACUUCAAAACGAGUAUUUGGGUUGGUUGAGUCCAAAGAUAGUGGAUGCAUUUGCGGACUAUGCUGACUUUUGCUUUGAAAGAUAUGGUGAUAGAGUGAAAAAUUGGUUCACAUUCAAUGAGCCAAGAGUGGCGGUGGCUAUGGGGUACGAUACUGGCUUUCAUGCCCCUGGAAGAGCUACUGGUAGUAGAUUUGGAGGGAACUCAACGAUAGAGCCUUACAUUGUGGCUCAUAAUCUUAUCUUAUCUCAUGCUGCAGCAGUGAAUAGAUAUCGUGAGAAGUAUCAAAUUGAUCAACAAGGGAAAAUUGGGAUUCUUCUAGAUUUUGUUUGGUAUGAGCCUCACACUUACUCUGAGAGUGAUAAAGUUGCUGCUCAAAGAGCUAUAGAUUUUCACAUCGGAUGGUUCCUUCACCCUCUAACAUAUGGAUACUAUCCUAAAUCUAUUCAAGACAUAGUUAAAGAAAGAUUACCAGAGUUUACUAAUGAUGAAGUGGAGUUAGUUAAAGGUUCAUAUGACUAUUUGGGAGUCAAUCAAUACACAGCCUACUAUAUUAAGGAUAAUGCUACAAUCAAUCCUGAACCCAUUAGCUAUCAAGAUGAUUGGCACGUUGAAUUUAAAUAUGAUCGUAAUGGCAUGCCAAUUGGACCAAGGGCUCACUCGGAUUGGCUUUACAUUGUUCCAUGGGGUUUGUACAAGGCAGUGACAUACGUUAAAGAAAAUUAUGGCAACCCAAUCAUCUUUCUAUCUGAAAAUGGUAUGGAUCAACCUGGCAAUGUUACACUUCCACAAGGCUUGCAAGAUACUCAAAGGAGACAUUUUUACCAGAAUUAUAUUAUGGAACUAAAGAGGGCUAUCGAUGAUGGUGCUUCAGUGAUUGGAUAUUUUGCAUGGUCUCUUCUUGAUAACUUUGAAUGGAGACUAGGAUACACAUCAAGGUUUGGUAUUGUCUAUAUCGACUUCAAGGAUAAUAAGCGUUAUCCAAAAGAAUCAGCUCGAUGGUUCAAGAAGAUUCUCCAGAGGAGUUAG
Messenger RNA from Zingiber officinale, 1641 nucleotides. RefSeq names its product beta-glucosidase 26-like. Gene Ontology annotation, molecular function: beta-glucosidase activity. NCBI's taxonomy places the organism in Eukaryota, Viridiplantae, Streptophyta, Magnoliopsida, Zingiberales, Zingiberaceae. Bases 1 to 1641 code for a protein of 546 amino acids. The transcript is spliced from 12 exons. Gene Ontology annotation, biological process: carbohydrate metabolic process. The record is from RefSeq and is a predicted model, not a curated record.